This is a messenger RNA of Coregonus clupeaformis (lake whitefish), 936 nucleotides long. Its product is annotated as transmembrane protein 235-like. The coding region runs from base 278 to 907 and encodes 209 amino acids. NCBI's taxonomy places the organism in Eukaryota, Metazoa, Chordata, Actinopteri, Salmoniformes, Salmonidae. The record is from RefSeq and is a predicted model, not a curated record. Gene Ontology annotation, cellular component: apical plasma membrane. The transcript has 4 exons.
UCCUGCUUCACGCCUCAACCUCGUAACGUUGUUGAAGCUCUUGAGCCGUGAACAGGAUACACCGUGAACGCGUCAUCCUGGAGAUAUGGGAAUAACGAUAACCAGUGCGACCUCGCAGUGCAGAUGAUUUUUAUUAGUUGUGAUAUUUUACUACUAACUAAAUUUAAUCUGAAAUACUUUAGCCUUUUACUGGCAUUAUAUCGGUGGGGAGUUUAAUCGAGGCGCACGUUUUUUAUUUAUUUAUCUCUGAGCAAAUACCUUACAUCAAUCAGGCGAGAUGAAGCAGUCCUUCCGUUCUCUGGUGAUCAUCGCGGGCAUCUUCGGUAUCCUCAGCUUUGCGUUCCUGGCGGCAGCUAUCGGGAGCGACUAUUGGUACAUUAUUAAGGUGAACAGAACCAACCGGACCAAUACAAAGGUUUUGGAUUCCCAUUCCGGACUAUGGAUAACUUACGAAGGUCAAAAGGUGUAUUCUUUCACAUUUAACUCCUCCAACUACUCUGAACCUGAGAUGCGCAUGUUGAACAUGCACAGUGCGAUCGUGGUCCUACUGCCUCUUAGCCUGGUCCUUAUACUGUUCGGAGGCAUCUGUGGAUUGAUCAGUUCCCUGGCCCGGAGUACCGUUCUCCUCACUGUCACCGCCUCCUAUCUCUUCCUCUGCAGUGUCCUGACCCUCUCCGGUGUCAGCCUGUACAUCAGCUACUCCCAGCAGGCGCUGGCAGAGACUGAGAGGCUGGUGGGGGCUGAGCAUCUGGCCCAGGUGGUCAGCACUUCUUUCGGCUGGUCCCUGGGCCUGGCCUGGCUCUCCUUCUGCCUGGAGGUCCUCACUUGCCUGCUGCUGCUGCUGGCUGCCCGCCCCGCCACCCUCCAGAGCAGCCCACCGGGCCACGGCUGGCCUUCUAUGUCCUAACCUAACCCAAGAGCCAGGCCCUAUAGAAG